Molecule: messenger RNA, 1970 nt
Organism: Nomascus leucogenys (northern white-cheeked gibbon)
Lineage: Eukaryota; Metazoa; Chordata; Mammalia; Primates; Hylobatidae
Product: collagen alpha-1(III) chain-like
Exons: 3
Coding region: 1-1917 (638 amino acids)
Source: RefSeq, a predicted model, not a curated record
AUGCCGGGCCUGCUGAGCCCCGCGGCGGGGGUCUCUCCGGGCCAGGCCGUGCCGGGGCGGGGAGGCGCUGCCUGUAUGACCGCCGCGUCGGCGCGGGGAAAAGGCGACCAUUUGCAUGCAGGAGCAUGUGGCCAUCGACGUGAUGCGGACCAUCUCUUCGGAGCCCAAGGAUCCAGCACAGGUCCCAGCCCUGCGCAGCCGCCCGCCAAGCCGCCAGAGGACAAGCCGGACGCCGAAGGCUACGAGCGGACGAUUGCAGUAAGUUUCCAACUCGCCGACUUCGCGCCCCUCCACUGGCUCGGGCUUGGCGGUUCCCGGCUUCGGGGUGCCCUCGGUCCCUCCCCCUCGCGUCGUCGCGUUCUGCCUUGGCAUAACCCCCCGCCGCGGGGCCGCAGACCCCCUAAGAGCUUCGUGCGCUCUCCGUGCCCUGCCCACCGGCCCCGACCCCGACUGGACCGGAGAGGUGGGAAGUUUGGGGGCACCCGCUGGGGGUGUCCCAUUUCCGGGGCUGGGCUCCGGGGAGCCGGCGCGGCGCCCGCUCCCUGCCCGCCAGCCCUUUGGGAGCUCAGGCGCGGGCAGCCGCUUUUGUUCCCGGGAAGGGCGGAGCUGCGUCCGGGGGAGACACGCGUUGCAGCCGGCAGCGUAGUCGCUCCCCGCUGGCCGGCCGCUCCGGGAGGGCCCCGCAGCGGAGGGUCGGGGCUGGGGCGAGUUGGGGAGGGGGCCCAGGGCUGGGGCCGGUUCGGCCUCCCGGGUGGCGCGUGGGCCGAGGAACUAGGAGGGACCGCCCGGCCGGGCCGCUUGUCCUUUGGAAAAACUUUGGCGGUUCCUCCUCUUGGUGUCCGUGGACCCCGCCGCGGCGUUCUCCAGGGCCGCGGACCUUUGCCCACCGGUUGCGCCCGCUGCCCCGGGGCAGAAAGGACCCCCCCCUCCUCCCGGACGGAGCCCCGAGCCCCAUGGAGCAGGCAAAUGCCGGAGUCCCGGGGCCGAGGCCCGACGGGAGGGCGCUCCCGGACCUUUUCCCGCCCCCGAGGAUGCAUGUCCGGCCAGGGCAGGGACUGGCUGGGAAACCGAGGCCGGAAGAGGUCGCAAUCCAGCGAGGAAUCGGUUUGUGUGGGGUGGAGGUGGGAUGGGAGACCCCUCCCCAACCCCACCAGCCCCAGCCCAGCUGUGGCCUCAGCCAUGUCACUCAGAAAACCAGCGUCAAACCCCACCCUGCCCAGGAUGUGGACCUUGCCUGGUGAGAGUUCUGCUCAGGCUUCCCCAGGGCCCCUCCACCGCGCAGCAGGGGUGUCUGCGCUGGGCCCCGGGCACUCACCAGGGCCUGCAGGCUGCCAGCCUGGAGUUUCCCUAGCAUCAAAUGUGCCACCGGAAGCUGCAGAUGGGGAUGACCAGUGCCCCCCGGGGCGAAGACCCCCGCAUCUCUCCAGGAUGGGGGGGGGUCUGCUUGGAGGUCCACUUAGGGGUGUAUCCCUCAGGCAUUGGAAGUGGGAAUGGAAGGCCCCGAGCCAUGGUGGCUCCCCCAGUCCCCAGUUCUUUCUCUGUGUAAAUCCAGCUUUGCAGGGACGGGGAUGUGGUGCAUUUCCCGGAAGAGCUGGGAUCCUGGGGCAUGGGUACAGUUUAGUCAUGCUCAGUACCUUCUACCUUCACACUGUGUGCAACCCAUCUCCAGAAGCCUCUUCAUCCUGCAAAAUUGAAACUGGACCCAUUAAACAACAGCUCCCCAUUCGUCCUCCCCCGGCCCCUGGCAACCGCCAUUCUGCUUCCUUCUCCAUGGAUGUGACUAUUCUAGGAACCUCAUAUAAGUGCAAUCAUCCAGUAUCUGUGCUUUUGUGUCUACCUUCUUUCAGUCAGCAGAAUGUCUUCAGGCUUCAUCCAAACUGCAGCCCCUGUCAAAACUUCCUUUUUCAGGCUGAAUGAUACUUGAGAAUCAAAAUCUCAUCUCCUGAACACUUCACCAGCAACAGCAUCUG